Molecule: messenger RNA, 1017 nt
Organism: Cooperia oncophora
Lineage: Eukaryota; Metazoa; Nematoda; Chromadorea; Rhabditida; Trichostrongylidae
Source: the annotation of a GenBank genome assembly
AUGUACGCAACAAUGCAAUCGCUGGAGAACCCGAUUGACAGUCCUCCGGCAGAUCCAGAUGUCUGGCCAGCACCUCCCCCCAAAAGAACUACCACUCAGACUACUCGUACAAAAUCCACUGCAAACAAGGGUCGACUUAAUGACGGUGAAGAAAAAGUGGCAGUGACUGUAAAGAAACCGGUGAAGAAGUCGAACAGCCAGAAUGCUCUUGCCGAUAAAAAAUCCAAGCAGAGAGCAUGUCCAAAGGAUGAUGAUCUUAGUGGUUCUACAAAUGCUGGAAAUGCGACUGAAGCUACAGAAGGAGCUACAGACGAAAAGCGUACCGAUGAGUUUGUGCCAAGAGGAUACUGCCCAGAUCUAGUCGAAGCUAUAGAGCAGACUAUGACCCGCAAUGGCACAGAAGUGACGUGGGACGACAUAGCUGGUCUUGAAGGGCCGAAAGAACUGUUCAAACAGACAAUUGUGCUUCCAGCCUUGAUGCCGGAGUUUUUCAAAGGAAUUCGCCGACCGUGGCGUGGAGUAUGCAUGGUUGGACCACCAGGCACUGGCAAGACGCUUUUAGCAAAAGCCGUAGCUACCGAAUGCCAGACUACGUUCUUUGCUGUAAACUGCGGAGAUCUUGCCAGUAAAUGGCGUGGUGACUCGGAGAAAAUGAUCAAGCUCCUAUUCGAAAUGGCUCGACAUUUUGCACCGUCCACAAUAUUCAUCGAUGAGAUCGAUACCAUCGGAAGUCAACGUGGACAAGCAAAUGAGCAUGAAGCUAGUCGACGGGUGAAGGCUCAGCUCCUUGUAGAGAUGGAUGGAUUUUGCAAGGAAGAAGAUGGAAAACGAGUUCUAGUCUUGGCGGCUACAAAUUUCCCGUGGAUGUUGGAUGAAGCUCUACGCCGUAGGUUUGAACAAAGGAUUUACAUUCCACUUCCCGACAAACCAGCACGAAAAUCGCUCCUGUGUUCGUCUCUAAAGGAGGAAAAUAUUCGACAGUAUAUUGAAUGGAUGGAAAAGUAUGGAUCGACUUAG